Cucurbitaria berberidis CBS 394.84 is the source of this 1083-nucleotide messenger RNA. RefSeq lists its product as uncharacterized. The record is from RefSeq and is a predicted model, not a curated record. NCBI's taxonomy places the organism in Eukaryota, Fungi, Ascomycota, Dothideomycetes, Pleosporales, Cucurbitariaceae. The transcript has a single exon. Bases 1 to 1083 code for a protein of 360 amino acids.
AUGAGUGCACCGGAGUACUUCGAUUAUGCAUACACCUACGGGACAACACCAUCAAGCGCUUUUGGCGCACCAAAGGCGACUGAGAAGAAUAGCAACGCAACCUAUCUAGAGCCGACAAUGUCCUUCCAAGCGCAGUUUAUCAAUGUCCCAGAACAUGGAGGGUUGCCGCCAAGCCAAGGAAACGGGAGUGCUCGCAAGUUGACGUUCGCACAGAUUCUCGCGAUUCCAGCGCUCGAUUCGACGGAUCCUAAACCACCAAAAUAUCUCGACUGCACCGGUACCAAUCGUAUCCAAGACAUGCCUCCACCUCAGCCUAAUCAUGUUACUGAUACCGACAUGAUCGUCUCUCUCAUUCACUCUGGGGUUCUCGAACACGAGGGUUACAUGUGGGCUGAUGUUACAGAGCUGCAGAACUGGCUUUUCGGGGAGCUCACCAAGCGAUUGAACCAUCUAUUCGACUUGGAAGAUCGAAGGUUACCUGCCGAAUUUGCAGCGCCGCCUUUGAUUCGUGAGGUGCGAGGAGUUCCGAAAAAUACAACUCCACUUGCCAAGUGGUGCAGGACGGGACGACAGCGCAGUAUCAAUUUCCGUAACUUCCCCGGUAUUGUCUACAGAUUGGAGAGUUUCGAUUUCGAAUACGAGAUUUCGAUUCAUGAUCUCAUGGAGCUUAUUGAGGAGGCAACGAAUCGCCUGGAUACACCGCUAAAUGCUGGCAGCACUGCUUCUGCUCCGACUGCAUCAUCGCAGCGUGUGCAUCAAUCAAUUGCCGCUUAUUCUGGAAUGUUCAAUGGGAACAUGGAAAUGGUGGGAGAGUCGAUGCUUGACAAUCAACCGCCUAUGUUUUCUCAAUCGGUUUUUGCACCAUUGGCGAACGAGUUACCGCGUAACUAUCAGCCAGGACAGCGAAUUCGAACGCCAAUGUCUACAGAAGGAUCCCAGAUCGCACAACGACGAAAGGCUCCGAUGAAGAACCUGGCAGCUCUACACAAUAGUACCAAUGGAGCUCGAAACUUGGAUCUUGGCGGAAACUUCCAUCGCAAGCACAGCGGCGGGUGUACUUCAGAACGGAGAGACCAGUCCUAG